Messenger RNA from Penicillium angulare, 1659 nucleotides. RefSeq names its product tRNA 1-methyladenosine methyltransferase subunit GCD10 (gene trm6). Gene Ontology annotation, biological process: tRNA methylation. Lineage: Eukaryota; Fungi; Ascomycota; Eurotiomycetes; Eurotiales; Aspergillaceae. The transcript is spliced from 2 exons. The record is from RefSeq and is a predicted model, not a curated record. The coding region runs from base 1 to 1659 and encodes 552 amino acids. Gene Ontology annotation, cellular component: nucleus; tRNA (m1A) methyltransferase complex.
AUGCAUUCCUACAUUCGACCAUUGCAAUAUUGCAUGGUUCAGCUGCCGUCAGACCAGCUCAAACUUAUCCGGCCAGUACCAAACACUAUAGUCCAACUAGGCAAAUAUGGUAGCUUUGCCGCAAAUCAGAUCCUCGGUCGCCCGUUCUACCUGACUUUCGAGAUCCUUGACACUCCGGAACCCGAUGGAUAUGGGCUACGAAUCGUUUCAGCCACUGAAUUGCAUGCGGAAACGCUCAUUGAAGAAGCGGAGGCCGAUGGCGAGGGUGACGAUGGGGAACCUAGCGAGGAAAUGCGCACGAAUAAGGGAAUCAACGACGACAACUCCGCCCAACGCCUAACCAUGGAGGAGAUUGAAGAGCUCAAGAAGGAGAGUGGUGCUGCGGGCAGAGACAUUGUCGCAAAGAUCAUGGAGUCGCACUCGACUAUCGACCAGAAGACUGCGUUCUCGCUGGCUAAAUAUACACUUCGGAAGCGCAAGAAGUAUAUCAAACGAUUUACAAUCCUUCCUCUUGACGUCAGCGUCCUCGCCAAUUACAUGCUGGCGGAGAAGGAUGCUGGGAGGACUAUGGAGCUACGCGAUGAGCAUAUUGGUCUUCUUGGUUGCUUGGGCAAUGUGCACUCUGCUGGAACAUCCGAUGUCGAAGCCCUCCUCGAUGUCAAACCCAAUGGUAGAUAUAUUGUGGUCGAUGAUACUGGCGGCCUCAUUGUUGCCGCCAUGGCUGAGCGAAUGGGAAUCUUAUACCCCCAUGACGAGGACGAGGAAGAUCAAAGCCCAACGGGUGAGGCUUUGCCCUCAUCUGGUGAUGGUAAUCAAGGACCACAGAGCACUACUAAGCCAAGCCGCCGUCAGCACAUUCAAGGAAUGACUGCGUUCGAAAACACGAUCACAGUCAUUUCUGCACAAUCGCAACCGAAUCUGUCACUUCUGAAAUAUUUCGGCUAUGACACAAGCAGUCCCGAUGAAACCCAUCCUCUUCACACACAUCUCAAAUCCAUUUCUUGGCUGCAAUUGGUCGACCCCUCUCGCGACCCCAUCAUUUCAGCAGAACCGCCCAUUAUUCCUGAUGCGGAAUUGGCCGAGAUGAAAAGCAACAAGCGACAGGGAUAUUACUUCAAGCGCAACCGAUGGUCGAGGAACAAGGCUGUGGCCGAUGAGGCCCGCGCAGGUGGGUUCAACGGCCUGAUCGUAGGCACCUUGUUCGAGCCAUCUAGCGUCUUGAAGCACGUUGUCCCACUACUUGCCGGCUCAUCCCAAGUGUCCAUCUACUCCCCUAAUAUCGAGCCACUUGUCGAACUAAUGGAUCUCUACUCGGUUGCGCGUAGAACCGCCUUCAUUAACCGCAAGCGAGAUUUGGAGUCUCGUGCACCCGUGGACGGCGAGGCCGACUUAUCCUCCUUAUACGAAGAAUUCACCCUCAACCCCUCUUUAAUCCUGAGCCCAUCUCUGCAUCAUAUUCGUGUGCGACCUUGGCAGGUCCUUCCUGGUCGAACUCACCCUAUGAUGACAGGGCGUGGCGGGGCAGAGGGUUACUUGUUUCAUGCCAUACGGGUUAUUCCGGCCGAAGAUAACGUUCAAGCUGCUGGCAACUUCCGCAAGAAGCGCAAGUUGGAAACAACAUCCACUCCUGCAAGUGAUAAGGAUAUUGUGAUGUUGUGA